UUAUUAUUAUGGGAAUGGAGUAACUCGCUGUCGUUACAUCAGCCUCCGAGGCUCCUCUCCAGUGCUCAUUCUUGCAAAUAGGUUUUCCUAAUUCCCAGUAAACAGAAGUGCUUUCCUCCCCCUGGGCCCCCUGAAUGCCCUGUUGACUCUCCACCUAGAGUAUGAAGCACGCCGUCUCCCCUCCACCUUCCCUACCUCUUCAAAGGCAGGAUCUGUCCCCCACACGGUGCCUGGCAUGGUGCUGGGCACCUGGAGAAAGUCCAGUGAGCAUGUGUGAACUGAACAUAUGGGAGAAAGUCCUCGCCCACCAGGAGGUGUUGAAAGCCCACUUGUCCUGCAGAACUGCCUCCCUGCCAGUCGCUCAGACCCAGGAAUGCAUCCUGCGCGUCCCUAAGGCGUGCGUUCCUUCAUGCCCAUGCGCCGUCGCGGCGGGGGCGGUUCCCCUGGUAGAAUCCAGAAAACAAGAAUUUGACCCCAUCCGGGGUCUGGAGGAUGCCGAAGGUCUGAGGUCAGUGGAGGGAAGCUGAGUCAUAGCGUUUUGACGCCAUGGAGGUGGUGCUGAUCUUUCUGUGCAGCCUGCUGGCUCCCAGCGUCCUGGCCAGUGCAGCUGAGCAGGAGAAGGAAAAGGACCCUUUUCAUUAUGACUACCAGACUCUGCGGAUUGGGGGACUGGUGUUUGCUGUGGUGCUCUUCUCCGUGGGGAUUCUCCUUAUCCUGAGUCGCAGAUGCAAAUGCAAUUUCAAUCAGAAGCCCCGGGCUCCGGGGGAUGAGGAGGUGCAGGUGGAGAACCUCAUCACUGCAAAUGCAACGGAGCCCCAGAAAGCAGAGAACUGAGGUGCAGCCCUCAGCUCCCAGAACCUGAAAGGAGCUGCUUGAACCUUUAGACGCAAGUGUUGAGGCUUAAGAACACCGGCCACUUCAGCAGCAGAUCUUUCCCCAGGAGAAGCCAAGAGUGUGUGUGUGUCCCCCUGCCCCUUCGCCGUCCCCUGGAACACGAUCCUCAACUUAACGAUGCAACUGACACCCGCCUCUCCUGCCCGCAGCCCGCGGUCUCGUCCACGUCCUGUGACGUGUCUGUUGUGUGUUCGAUGACUGUGAUCUCUGUGGCUGCUUGUUUGUGGAUGAUGUUGUAUUUUAGUGACCCUGAACUCGCUUUCCCGGGUGGGUGCUGAGCCAUGUCACCGUCAGCCCCUCCCUGCCCCCCUGUGGCCCCCACCACCAUCAUCUCCCACUCCUGGGAGUCCACUUUUCCCCUGAGAGACCAGUCCCUUCUCUUGAUUUGGGGGUGGCUGUAGGGCUAGGGGGUGUGGGCAGGGGUCUCCAGUUGUCUUGGGACUUGGGAAGGUUUACAUCACCUCCGUGAUCAUUUUUCUUGGCCUCUCUUCACUUCCUUCACAAGAACCUUGCUUCUGUAUUCUAGUCCGGACCCAGGUCUGUUCUGAGGGUCUCUUGGCAAUUGGGAGGUUCACGGCAAGGAGCUGGUGAGCCCAGCUUUGCCUCCAGGCAGGCUGUGCCCCUUCCACGGUCCUUUCCCUCUUGGGGCUUCCACCCCGGGGUCCUCAUCUGCCCUGCACCGUCGCAGAGCAGCCCAGGAUCCCGGGCCCCAGGCUUCUAGUCUGCCCCUGGGGAACGUGCCCCCUGCAUAUCUUCUCAGCAAUAACCCCAUGGGCUCUGGAACCCUGCUCCUCUCUCCUACCUUCCCUGCUUCCCAGACUCCCAGCUACAGCCCAGCUCUUCUGGACUCAGACUCCUGUCCCUGAAUGAGGUCUCUGGUAGGCAGUGGCUGAGGGGCUCCAUUCUGUGGGGGCCAGCAAAGCAGCAGGGAGAGGAGGCGUCCUGUGCUUCUCUGCCCGCGUCCCGUUGGUCAGGGAGCAGCGAUGCCUCCCAAGCCCUUUGCUCCACCUGUUACUGGUUAGAGCAGCAAGUGCAGCGGCUACACGUGGCUUAGAGACCCGGGGCAGGUGGGCACAGCCCUGCUGCGGAGGGAACUGCCAAGAGGUCGAAGGUCAUACAGAAUGGAAAAUCCAAGCAGACCCCGCCCCUCCCAUCCAUCGUGUUCUCGUGGCAUCCAACCAGACGUGCCGCCGUGACCGGGCCGCUGUCCUCUGUGCUGUGAUCGAUCCUCUCCACAACAAAAGGGAAUAAAACACCAUUUGUUUCCUAGUG
This is a messenger RNA of Acinonyx jubatus (cheetah), 2166 nucleotides long. It is a transcript of the gene FXYD6, whose product is annotated as FXYD domain containing ion transport regulator 6. Gene Ontology annotation, molecular function: sodium channel regulator activity. Gene Ontology annotation, cellular component: membrane. NCBI's taxonomy places the organism in Eukaryota, Metazoa, Chordata, Mammalia, Carnivora, Felidae. The coding region runs from base 547 to 834 and encodes 95 amino acids. The record is from RefSeq and is a predicted model, not a curated record. Gene Ontology annotation, biological process: regulation of sodium ion transmembrane transporter activity. The transcript is spliced from 8 exons.